Messenger RNA from Culex pipiens pallens (northern house mosquito), 12459 nucleotides. Its product is annotated as connectin-like. Gene Ontology annotation, molecular function: protein binding. NCBI's taxonomy places the organism in Eukaryota, Metazoa, Arthropoda, Insecta, Diptera, Culicidae. The transcript is spliced from 4 exons. The record is from RefSeq and is a predicted model, not a curated record. Bases 1694 to 3391 code for a protein of 565 amino acids.
UCCGGACGUGGACGUGUGCGUGGCGAGAGUGAGCAUCGAGCACGUGUCGCGCGAUUUUUGGGAUUUGUGUCGGAGCUUUCGGGCGAAGAUUGGUGUAGCCGUCUGAGGAAUUUUUGGAGGCUGCCGGGGCGUGUGUGCGUUGUGGAAUUUUUCCCUGGGACGACGGGGGACUGCAGUGUCGGGUUCUGGAGGGCGUAGUGGCGCCCCCUAUGCAGUUGUGAAUAAUUCAAGCGUCGAGAACGGACCAAGAGUUCGCUGAAGAGAUAGUUCGGUUUACUGGGGAUGAAGCGAGGAAGCAAGUGUGAGUUGCCCGAGUGACGUUGCGGACACGUACGGACACACACACACAUACACGUCGUUGCACAGUUUGGCUUGGUUGGCUGGUUUGCGGAAAUUUAUGGAAAAAGCGUGCCAGAACUUGGUCCGGGAGGAUUAGGGGGGCCGGCGAAGACCGGAUGCUGAAAUCCAUACCCUUCCGCAUAUUCCCAGGACACACACACACACGGUGUAUCGCGCGUCGACUGGUCGCGACCUGGGGCGGCUGGCUUUACAUGAUUAAUGGUUGUGCAAAUUUGCUCUAAUUACUAAUAAUCGCCCUGAGGUCACACGGCCAGGCGCGCUCCGGCGAAUCCUGGAGCGAACUCCUCUCGAGGGAGCCAUAAAUCAAGGCUGCUCCUAUUAAUCAUCGUGACGCUCCGAAAAAAGGGGUGCACCACCACGAACAAUUCCCCACGACAACAACAAAAAAUCAAAUUCCCAAACACAACAAAGCGGAAACAAACAAAAAGUUCGAGCUUUUACUUAUUCACACACACAAAACACAUUGUGUUUGGUCCCGAAACUCGUGACUCUUUUUCGCACCCAAAAAGUUGGAGCAUCUAAAACCCACACCCAAAAAAAUAAAUAAAAAAAAACCAGUCAUCACAAACCAACGGUUACGGUGAAAUAAAUUUUCAAAUAUUGUCACUAGAGUCCGGAGUACCGCCCGAGGGAGUAAAGCGGAUUAUAGAAUUUUGCACCCCCGCCACCCCGCUGCAACCAAAAUUCCAGACCAAGCGCGCGCUAACGGAUUAAACUCUCGAACGGGAAAUUAUACGCAAAACGAAUCGUGUUGCGCUAGCGAUACAUACCGCGAACGAGGUGAAGGCGGAGAGCGAAAACACGGAGCUUGCAGCGCGACGCGCUGUUGUGUGGAAUUAAUUUUUGAACGAGCUUUCGCGAGUGCCGGUGAGUUUUAGCGAACCCAUCAAUUGGAAAGCUUGAGAGGGCGGUGCUUUUAAAAAUUUGUGCUGAUAAAAAAAAUCUGAAAAAAAGGUGCGAGGGAGAGCGGGUAAAAACAGAGAGAACAAGAUCGCUCACACACCCACACAAGCGUGGGAGCAUCAAUCCGGUUGAGUUGGUUGCGUUCCCCAAACGUGCGGGAAGUGGAAUAAGGGAUUAAACUUGAUAAUACGUGAUUGACAACGUUUAAAUACUGAUAAAAGAGGGGUGUGAGGGUGAAAGCGCGCACUUUUGGUGUGUUAUUUGUUGGAGGCCGUGUUUAUUUGUGUGUGUUUGUACAAACCGUUCCAUUGAGUGAUACGGAAAGUAAGCCGAUAAUUUUGGAUUUUCGAUUCGAUUGGAUUGGACAAAGGAGAAGCGACAAUUUCCCGGACGGUCGCGAAGCGAGGAUUAAAAGAUUGAACCCCCGGAAAUGCACCCAACCACAAUGACGUCCAAAUUCUACCGACACGCAGCCCUAGUGCUGCUCCUCCUCUGCAUCGUCACAAGUCCCACCGAGAGCAGGUACCGCGACAAGGACCCCAAGAAAGCAAAAUCCGCCCAGCUGAACGUGAUCGGCGGCCACAGCAGUAGCGCCAGUUCCAACACACUCCACGGAAUGUCCACCCCGCCGUUGAUGAAUCUCUGCUCGGGAGAUCGCGAAAUGAAGCUCGUGUGUCACUGUUCCCCGGACGACGAGCACGUCAAGGCGCAGAAAGCCAACUGUUGGAUCUUCAGCAAGGAUCUCCCCAGGAAGGACCCCAACUGGUUGGCCUUCCAGACGCAAACCAUGCUGGAGCAGCUGAAGAUCACCGUGCAGAAGAUCGGCAACCUCACCUACAUCCCGUCGGAUGUGAUCGUAACGUUGAAGAACCUGAAAAUGCUCACGGUCGAGUACGGCCAGAUUCCGGACCUGCUGAACUACGCGUUCGGAAACAUGACCGACCUGCGGAACAUUACGCUGCACAAGAACCAGAUCCGGAUCGUGCACCCGUUCGCCUUUGCAAACCAUCCCUUCCUGGAGGAGAUCAACCUGGAGCGGAACGAGCUCAUCGAGCUGGACAAGGAAGCGCUGAUCAAUCUGCCCCAGCUGAAGAAGCUCAAUCUGGACUUUAACAACCUAACCAUGCUGCACGACGAUGUCUUUGUGGAUCUCACCAACCUGGACGAGUUGAAGCUGGAAUCGAACCAGGUUUCGGUGCUCACGAGGGAGAUCUUCAAGGGGUUGGGCAACCUGAGGCUGCUCAACAUGAAGUCGAACAGUAUCAGCUACAUUGGUGAUACGGUGUUUGCGGAGCUGUGGAGCCUGCAGGAGCUGGAUUUGAGCAGCAAUCAUAUUGAGAAACUUUCCGCGCGCGCCUUCGACGGCCUGAACAACCUGCGCCGGCUCAACCUGGAACAGAACCGGCUGGCGCGGCUCGAGCGGGGCAUCUUCACCGGCGUGCCGGCCAUUCUGCGACUCAACCUGAACUCGAACCUGCUCCAGACCAUCACGUACAACAAUUUUCUACCGCUGAUGGACAACUUGGUCAACAGCACCGUGGAGUUGCUGCUUAAAGAAAACAAACUGAUCUGCGACUGCCGGCUCGCGUGGCUGUUCGACCUGGCCAACACCACGAAGAACGACAACCUGCGGCACACCCUGCGCCAGCUCGAGUGUCUGUACGAGCUGAAGGCCGACAACCGCGGUGCCGGCCCCAUCCCGAUCUCCGUCCAGCACCAGCUGAGCGAUCUAUCGCGGCCGCACGACAUCCUCGGGUACGACGACAGCACCGAUUACGGCGGCUUGGACCAUCUGGACCACGGACAGCCGCAGCACGGCGUUGGGUACGGAGUGCAGCCGGUUCACCGGCCGGACCCGUACGCUCCGAAGGCUCCGCUGAAUGCUGCCGGCCAGCAGGUCUUUACGCUGAUGAAGUUACGCAAGCAAGACCUGCUGCCGUGCACCAAGGAGCUGGACGAACCGACCGAGUUGCCCCUGUCGCGGGAAUCCAUCGGCAUCGACAUGGGCUGGCGAUCGUCGGUCGGCGGGGUCACGUCCAGUUCCGCGGGACGACUCCGGAGUUGGGGGUCACAAGGGCUAGUAGUCGUGCUGCUAGUGGUGACGGUUUCUGCGCUAGUUAAGUGUUAGCUUAAAGCUUAAGUAAGUGGUGGUAAUCACAGUGGGAUUACAAAACCCCGAGAAAUACUAGUAGAUUGGUGAGCGAGGAGAGCAGUAAAGUGAGGUAGAUAAACUUUUUUAAACAAUUAAAAACCCCCACUGAAACCCGUCAGAACUUUAAGCAAAUUGCAUCCAAACUUUCCCCAUGAUGAAUUGCUGACAUUGUUGUGUGUUGAUGGUAGGUCUGAUUGAAAUUUGCAUAUUUUGCAUCGAAAGAAUUCCAAUAGGGCAAAUAUCUACAUUUGAAAGUACUUUUUAAACUAUUUUUUAAAGAUUUGAGUGUUUAAUUUGAUAAUAAAUACCUGGUAAUUUUCAAUUUGCAUAACUUCAUCAUAAACACACUUAAUUAUCGCUGGAAAAUUGCUAUCCUGCAACUUGCUACAUCUAUUCCCUUUUUCCUCUCAGAAGUAGCCAUUGUGCAAGCAAAAAAGAGUUUUCCGUAAAACCAAUCAAUUCUUUUGCUCGAACAGCAACAGUUAGUCGAGUCACCACCUUUCCCUCUCCUCUUCACUUCACACACCUGUAAACGGUUCAGUCAUUUGGUAAAUUGGUACCAAAUUGAAGCAUUUGCAUUUCCCAGCAAGCACCUUUGCUAUCGUUCCCUGGCACAGUUAUUCAGGGAAUCGAGGGAAUCGGUACGAUCAUUCAUUGAAGUUUGCUCUUUCUUUUUGCUUCGGUUUGGUUGAUUGAUUGCAGCCCUGAUUGUUUCUCUCAGUGAAGGUGUGGUUCUGGGGUUUGCAUUGAUUUGCGCUGCAGGUUGAGCAUUUGCAAUGAAUUUGAGGGGAUUGACAUUUAUUUGUUCUGAUUGCUGAAGUGAAUAACAGUGAGGCUAAUUAUUAUUGUUCCAAUAUUUUCAACACAAUACAGAAUGGUUUUUUUCAAGUGAAAAUUGCCAAUUUAUACAGAAGCUUUAUUUCAAGCUUCAAAAUUUUAUCACUUUCAGAAAAAAAAACAAUCGAUGCAAAAUCAAUGAAAGUCUAAUAAAAAUUAACCCCGCACCACAAUCACCCCCCGGAGGCCAGCCACCCAGUUUCGACCAUGAAUAUAAAUAAAAUAUUAGCCUAUUAAUGGGUCUUCUUCUUUGAGCGAGAUAGCGGGAAAAAGUGCGAGCAUCAAAUUUUAUUCACCCUCGAGCGAGCACCUAACCUUUCAAGUCUGGCAACACUGCCGGUAAACCAGUCUGGUUUACAAGAAACUGUACAAGAGUGCUGCUGAAUAAAUUUUUUAAAUAUAUUUUUUUCACAUUUUUAAAAAUUGGAAACAUUUGGUUUUCUAGGGUUUAAACCUCCCUUGCAUUUUUGAACAUUCGAUAAAAGACUUGUUUUCAAUAGUUUGCAGCCUGAAAUGGUGAUGGAUUGAAAAUUUGAAGGCGGAAAUUUUUGGGAAAUUUUAAUGUUCUUUUCGAAUCUGCAAUAACCCAGAAGAGUAUUUUUCCAUUUAUAACAUUUUUAUUUUCAUUUUGAAAUUUCGUGUUUUUUAUUUGUUACUUUGCAGUGUUAUUUUUUAGAGUGUAACAUUGUUCUACAAUGUUGACACUUUAAAAAAAAUUGAUAUAAAAACUUAGUGUGUUUGCUUGUAACCAUCAUGAGUUAUAGUGAAAAAACGAAAAAAACUUUUUGGUAAAAGUUGGCCGUGGUCAUGGCCGUUCAAGGUAACUCGCGAUAACCAAAAACGACGAAACAAAGAAAACCAAAAAAGUAACGUUAUCACAACUUUUCUCCUUAAAAUCACGAUAACUCGUGAUGUUUGCAAACAAAUUACUUAUGUUUCAACAUCAAAGUUUUUCUUAUUGUCUCAGUAGAUCAUUGUUACACUCUCAAAAGUAGAAACGCAAAGUCAACAAAAAACUCAAAAUUUUAAAAUGGAAAGUAUUGUUUUAAAUGAAAAUGACAUGUGAGCAAUUCUAUACGAAAUCAGCCGAUUUCGAUUAUUUUUAUUUUUUUGAUUUUUGCCUUUCUUACAAAAGAAAGGUUUAAGGUUUGCUUUUGGAAAAACGCUUUUCUCAGAAAUCUUAAAAAAAUUCCUGCACGGCGAGGAUUCGUCCCAGAAAAAAAUCCUAUUACUAAAUUGAAGGUUUAGAUGCGCUCUUUCGAUUGAAUUUUGGCCCGAAACCCGGUACUCAAAGUCUGAUUUUUGAUAGCUCUUUUUCUGAAAUACAUGAGCGAUGUCUGUAUCCGCUCUUAAAAAUUUGUGUCUUCCAUUAUUGGAAAACCGCUCGUAAAACCCACAAUUUUUAUAAGUCAGAUCUGUAGCCGUGGGGUCGGAGACGAACAUUUUAUUUUUCGAUUCACAAUUUUCGACCAGUAAAUGUGGUCAAAGCCAUUUUAAGAGGUAUUUUUUGGACUAUUUUACAGAUAACACUAUCAAAUUAAAAGAAUUCAGUUUCAAACAAAAAGCCAUUCGAAAACAUGCGCCAUAAACUGCUUGGGCCCAAAAUUUGAAGCUUUUCCAAAAUGUAUUUCCAGAGAUAUAGCCAUUUUAGUGUUUUUCGUCUUAUUUUUACCCUAUUUUUUCCUAUAAAUUUUUGGUUUUAUACAAAAUCAUAUACUAAACAUCAAAUUCGAAGUCCCGGCUCUUUCUCGCUCGAAAGAUCGACAAGUCGUCAAGGCGAAGCAUAAACGUUAGCACAUUUACGCUUGCGCGUUUUACGCUGCGCGUGAAAGUGUGCUUUCUGCCUUCUCAUAAUAGAUCGACAAAGUGCAAUAUCGAUGUAUAUUUUUUUCAAGUUAAUCAUAGACUAACACUAAAGACUGAGUACCCUUUACUUUUUCUAAUAAAGUCAAUCCAAUAAGUUUUUCUUAAUUAAAUAUAAUUAUCUUGCGGCCAAGAAUGUACCUCUGAAAUAAAGAAAUGGCAUUCGAGGUUCAGUCUUAAAAGAUUCGAAACUUUAGGUCAAAUUCUCACUGGGUGGUAUCAUUAGGUUUCUGAAAAAUUAAUUGCACCAAUAUAUGUUUCGGAGUUUCAUCAUUUUGUAAGAAAGGCUCUAUUUCACCUCUGGUGAUAUUAAAUCGGGUUUUUUUAAUGUUCGUUCAUUAGAAGAAAAAAAAAUUAACAGAUAAGAUUUUUUUUAAAUAAACUAAAAAACAGAAUGGAAAAGAAAACAAAAAGACAAAAAAUAAGAAAAGAAAUGAAAUGAAAAAAAGGAAAAAAGGAAAAGAAAAAUUUAAACCAUAACAAAGAAACAAGGAAAAACAGAAAUUUUACACAAAUCGUCAGCUGUGUGCUAUCUUGUGACAUAGACCAUUUUGGUCGAAAAUGAGUUAAUGAUGACGUUUUGCUAUACUUAACAAACACUACAAGAUGCUACAACCCGAUUUUAAAAACUCGCUUCCAAAAAAAAAAUAGAAAAUAAAAAUUAAUUAUUCUUUGCUUAAAGUUGCUUGUUAUUAAAAAAAAACAAAUGGAUUUACCAUGUUUAAAAAUUGUUUUAAUUUCCGAUAUCAAUAUUUAAUUGAAUAUUUCAAAACUUUUAAUAUAAAUUCAAUGCUUCCUUUCGAAACAGUAUCUAGGACUGUUGUUUGCUCGAAAGGCACAAAUCUCCUUAUGUUCAGUUGAGAGGAUAAUAAAAAAGAACGCCCAGGAUGUUUUGUGAGCUCCAACGAUCGUGUGAGGGCGUAAGCGCAAAUAAGGAAGAGCUCCGAGGGAUAAUUCCAAAACCGUUCUGGCUCAUGAAAGAAAACAGUACGAGCAUGUUACACAAGAAGGUGGAAUGUUUGGAGACUUUGAGGGUAAAAUGGCGAAAAGGGGAAGUUGAGAUUUGAGAAAUAUUACAAUAUCAAAAUGUUAAGCUAGACUAGAGAACAAAAAGUCAUUUCAAGAUUCAACAUGUGUGACCCAUUUGACCCCAAAGAGCCCCUCCUAAGGAAAACCAUCUCAGCUUGAGACGGGGCCAAUGAUACACUCUGUACUGUUAUCCAAUGUGUCUUAUUAAGGUUCACAGAGCCGGUAUAGUAACAAUGCCGUAUGCGAACAAGUUUACUGCUCCACCAUAUACAGAAUGGUGAAUUAAUAUUUCAUUAACGAGUGGGAGGUUGUCUUUUGAAGGCACUGUUGUUUGAGGAUAAUCCUGCUUUAAUAUUCUUUAGUUAAGGUUUGUUCAAAUAUUACGUCCAGCGAUUUUCGGGAUUUCAGACCCCCCACCCACCUCUCUGUCACGCACUUUUCCUAAACCUUUAACAUGGGCUGUCACAAAACUCCCCCUAUUCCUGGAUGUAGUUUUUGAACGAACCCUUAGCAAAAACAACAUAUUUUUUAAACUCUAAAAAACUCAAAUUGAUUUUUGGGUUUCACAAUAUAAUAAAAUAAAGUUUUCUACAAUUCGUCGCCGUCGUGCUAACUUGUCGUACGUGCAUUUUGGGCCAAAUUGAGUUAAGAACGCCAUUUUGUGCAGCUCACAAUGCCUCAUCUUUUGACCUUCACAGAUUCCCAAAAUUCGAUUUCAAUCCUGAGAUAUUCUAUAAAAACCAAAAAAGCUCCGCGGAUUUUCGACACUUUUCAUAUGAAAGAAGUUUCAAUCUUGUCGUGCUAUCUUGUCACUCCCUGAAAAUUUAGGUAAGUGCGACAAUUGGCCAAAGGGAUUUCAGGUCAGGAUGCGUUUGACGCACGUACAAGUGAGACUACCGUAAACAUUUGUAAUUAUAACUCGGGACUCCGGCAACCAAAUACAACCAAACUUCGGGGCAAUGCACAGAAUGGUCAACCAAACAAAACGUGUUUUUUAUUGUUUACAUUGCGUGCUCUCGUUUUUGUUUAUUCAAGGUCAAACAUUAAAACGCGUUUUUCUCGGAACUGCGAAAUGGCGGGUGCGACAUGAUAUCACGACAGCGUCGAAUUGCUUUCAAAACGACGCACAAGAAUGCAAAAAUGAAAAUUUUAUCAACCGAUCAAGCAGUCAAUUAAUUGAUCAACCUUAUUGUUUUUCUCAAAAAACUUUUCCUCGCAAACACAGCUUGCAUCGUCAUUUAUUCAAGCAGACCAAGCUUAUCUGACUACCCGGGGCAAAAUUUCACUGAAAAAAAAGAUCGGAUGAAACCAGCAGUAGCAGCUGGAUUAUAAGAAAUUAAAACGCGAAAACCCCAAAAAAAUAGACCAAUAAAGUGGGACACUUUACUGCGUUUCCGAUUCGGGUUCCACCACAAAUUGUGCUGCGGUUGGUCGAUUGUGGACUUCAAGUACUGACGCGAAUUCAAGCGGCGUCCUCUUGAAGGAAAUUGUGCAAAAGUGCGGAGCAUACUCACGAGAGAGAGAGGCUUACUCGACGACAAGUGGUGAAAUGUGAAAUUGGACAGUUCUAGGGUGUUUUUUUAUAUUUUGAGUUGCUGAAGCAAAUUUAAAUCAAUUCAAUUUUUUUUUGGGAUUUUUAAAGCUAUUUCACAUUGGAUUAAUAUUUUUUUUUUUUAUUUUUUUUUAAAAAUAACUGAAAACAAAAAGAUGCUCUUAAAAAAUCAGGUCUUGGCGAUCUCUUUGUCAAAAUUUCUACUUGAACCUGAAUGUUUUAAUGAUUGAAUUGCAUCCACACUUAAAUCUAGGAUUUUGGAGAAAUUGCUAUUAAUUUUAAAAUGGCAUUUAUUUCUGCGAACAUUGAACUAAUGCUGAUAUUUUAUUAAGAGAAAAUAUUCUGUUAAAUCUUUUCUACAUUCUGAUUUGAUCGAUAAAGUUUAUAAACGCUGAAGUAAUUAUUUUUUCCUAAAUCUCUAAGCUAUUCAGUAGAUUUUUGAUUAAAAUUUACAAGUUAAGCAAUUUGAAAUGCUCAAAUUUGUAUUCGAACAAAACUAUAAUGUACGAUGAAUACAAUUAAAAGUUUCUUCAUUUUGUUUUAAAAAUUCAUAUACUAUUGAAAUUAAAAGAAACAGCAGGAAACUGAAAAUAUUAGCUUUAAAACUAUUAAGUGGUGUUCAAAGAUUGACAUCAAUGCUAUUGAGAGUCUUUCAAUAUAAUAUAUAUUGAUAUACAUUAUAAUGAUGAAAUAUUUCGAUUCAGCUCUGAAAAUAGCUCCUCAUUUGCAUGCCGUUUUUAUCCUAAAGUACUUGAAAAGUACUUUUUUAUUGUCGUUGAAAUAUUUGAAAUUGUAUUUUCAAUUCUCAAAAACAAAUUUUACACUACAAUUCGUUACAAAUUCAAUAAAUUAUAUUUAUAACAAGUUAAUUUUUAAACUUGGACCAUUUUGGAACGAUUCUUUCAAAAGACAGGAGUUUUAAUAAAGAACCGUGCAAGCAAAUUUUUAAUUCUUAUGACAUCUAUAUUGCGAGUUAUAGAAAUUAUUUUGUGAAAAUUUUAGUAUUUCAUUCAAAAAUCUCUAAGACAGUGAAGAUGCAUGCAAAAUUUUGAAUUUUUUUAUACCCAUAUGGCGAAUUAUAAAAAUUUGAGUAUUUUCGAGAAUGUUGUGGUUUUUAUGAUGUGGUUUUUUUUUAGUAUUUAUACUUUGGGACCAUCCAUGAACCACGUGGACACUUUUUUGAGAACCUGUAACUAUAUUUUUUAAGAGGAAGCUUGAAAAUUCAAAAAAAAUUGGUUGGAUUUAGUCAAUUUUAGAAAUAUAUUAAAUAUGAGUUAUCGUAUGUUAUUGCCAAUAUAAUUAUCGGCGAUUACGAUAAAGAUAACGAUAACUUAUCGUUAUCGUCACGCCGACAACAUAUCGCUAUACAACUUACGAGCUUAGUGCUGCCACCUAUUGGAAAUUUGAAGAAUCAUUUCAAAAACAACUGCGAUAAAUGAGCCAUCAGCUGGAACUUUUGCAAUUUUAAUACUUUUUUGUAUUCGAAAAAAAACAAAAAAUGUUUUCGAAGAACUUUUUAAGGACUUCCUUAAACAUUCGACAAAAAAACGAAAAGUUGUAAAAUAAAUGUUUGUUUUGCAUUUUUCAACUUUGUUGCUACAGCCAUUGAUCUUGAGAUAUUCAGGACCGCGAUAGGAUGAAAAUCCCUUCAAAACUUCUUUAGGAGCUUGGAAGAGUUCUUGAAGGGAGUUUUAACCUGCCGUGUUCCAAUCUGCUAUGCUGUAGCAAUCCUGGCGAGCUCUUGUAGAAUUCCAGAAUCUUUUCGUUACUUGGGAAAUUUGCGAGUUUGGAGAACUAUCAAACACGAACGAGUGCGAGUUUGUUUGUUUGUCAUAGUCUUAUACCUCCUUCAGUGUUGCCAAACGAGCCCUCAUUUUAUCAUCAUUAAAAAGUGAUUCACUUGAGAAACUUUCUGAUCUCUUUGAAAAACAUAUUUCAAUACAUUUUGUAGUUUAUAGAUCUGUCAUCUUUCAAUCGCUAAUAACACGUCAGGGUUAACUCGGUUCGUUUUGCGGUCUUCGACAAAGUUGUUUGUUGACAGUGAUCCAACACAUUGGUAGAAUUUUGAAAUUCUUGCUUUCCCCAUACAUUUUGCGAAUUUCCCCAUGCAAACUUUAACGGACAAUAGCGACAUUAAACCUUUACUGAAUUGGGUUGAAAAUUAGCACAGUUAUUUAUGUUUACCUGAAGAAUGAAGCCAGGGGGUAUCUUUUAAGAUUUUCACAAAUUUUCAAUUUUUCUUGUCAACCUAUUGCAAAGUAAUUUCAUUUUAAGUCUUUUUAGUUAUGCUGUAGAGUAAGAAUUUCAAAGCUUCAUUUCCAAGAUAAAAAAUAACUCCGACUUGAUUCACAUUACCACCGACAACGAUUAAAACCAUUCCUCACGUUACUCCAACGAUGUGACAACGUGCCAAACUCUUUCUAAUUUGCUCCUACUUUCAACGUGCUCAUUAAGAUUAAAACUUUCAUCGACACUAACAUCCACUUCCGACAUCGGAUAAUCGCCGACAACCCAGUAGUAGUACCAAUUAGUCCACUCGGCAAGGUUCCUCCAUCCAAUUCCACACCGUGGGAAAAACUCUUGAUUUUCCACCCCACAAAGCCUUCUGGGUUUCAGCUUUUCCGAGCACUUCUCAACCACCACGUCGCGGAAACAAACGGACAGACACGGUUGUAAUCGCGAAAAUUGAGCGUAAUUAAAUUAAGAGACUCGCUCACCGCACCGCAGAAGCUGGAUUGGGAAAAGUUUCGAUCGGCUUGUGGCUUGGGUGGCGUUGCGAAGUCUUCCGGGAAAAAUUAUGCUCAUAACGAGAUUAUCGGUUUUUAAUGGUUACCACUUUUGAUUGACGGAAUGCCAAGGAAAAAAAUUACCAAUCAGCACACAACUUUGGCUUCACCUGACCUUAAAAUUCCCAUUUUUCCCUCGAAGGUAAAUAAAUUCCUCUGUAAAUAGUGUAUAAAUGUGAACCUAGAUGUAUAAAACAAUGAUUCUUGAAGAAGCAAAACAACCUUAGAGAAAAAGAUGAUUAUGAUAAAACACUAAACAGAAAAAGACAAAAAAUUAAGGAGAAAAGAUAAAGCUCCCCGUAAUCCUCCCCAAUGUUGCCUCCGAUAUGUAGGGAAAAAUCGAGCUAAAAUGUAAAGCCAUAACACAAAAAACAAGAUAUCCAAGCUGUACUUCAAAACGUGACAGCUGAAAGCAAAAAUAAAACGAAAGAAAAACAGGAUUUAUACAAGUUGUAUUAAUUUCCCAAUCCCCACGCACAUCACAAGAUAAAACAAACACAUUCACAGACAGCAAGUCCCAUGAAUCACACCGUUACUGUACCGCCCUGGAAUUUUGAACUGAUUAAGAUAAACAAAUGGUGGAGCGCAAAGAAAAAAAAGUAAGAUAAAACUGUCAUUUUUCACUCUAUACAUAUAAAGCAACAGUCACAACACAAAAACAAAAACAAACCAAAAAAUGGAAGAAGAAAAAAAAACGUACAUAGCAAAGUAAGGCAAACUAAAGUGUAAAACAUUGGCGAAGAAAAAACAAAAAAAAAGUUGAAAAUACGUGCUUAUUUUUAGAGUGUAAGAAGCUGCGUGAAAUCACACAAAAAGAAGUUGAAAAGCGGGCGAGUAAAAUGACGAGAAAAAUGUCGAAGUUGAGUGGAAAACUGCAAACAAAACAAGAAAAUUACUAAUUGGGAAAAGCGAGUACUAUUAAAAGACGAAGCGAAAGGAUGAAGAGGGAAAAAAACAAAACAGUGUGUAAGUUAAGA